Messenger RNA from Colletotrichum costaricense, 1035 nucleotides. RefSeq lists its product as uncharacterized. The transcript is spliced from 2 exons. The record is from RefSeq and is a predicted model, not a curated record. Gene Ontology annotation, cellular component: membrane. Lineage: Eukaryota; Fungi; Ascomycota; Sordariomycetes; Glomerellales; Glomerellaceae. The coding region runs from base 1 to 1035 and encodes 344 amino acids.
AUGGAGAAUACCCAACAUCAACAGCCUCAAGCACAGCCUCAACCGCAGGUCCAGCAUCAACCACAGCAGUUUACCCACCAUGCUUCAACCAGCCCACCACCGCCCAUGAUCAUGACCCCGGCGUGGAUGGUUGCCAUCCGUGGCGUACAGUUCUUCCUGGCCAUUGUCAUACUCGGUUUGUCAGCAGCUAUCAUUCACUGGGUGUACAUGGAUGAACUCGGCCUCGCUGUUGCUAUUCCUCUCUUCACGUGGAUCAUCGUACUUUACACUGUCCUCUCCGAAAAGAUUUCUUCCCUCCGCAACCUCUACCAUACCUAUGCCGUCCUCGCUCUGGAUCUCUUCCUUGUCAUCCUUUGGCUCGCAACGAUGGGUGCCUGCGCCGCCCGUCGUGCUACCUUCACCGUUGACGUGACAGCCUCCUGUACCUCGGAUGGCUCUGCUGUGAACUCGGGAAGCUGCACCAUCUACAAGCGAUACAUCGUUAUGAGCCAGGGCGCGUUGGCCAUGUUUUCUGCUAUUGCAGGAUUAUCUGCCCUGCAGUUCAUCCUCUUCUUGGUGACCUUCAUCUGGACUCUUGUUCAGUUCUUGCGCUGGAGAAAAGCCAACGCACCUGCCGCUGCUGCAAGCGCCAGUCAGGGAGAGAUUCAGAUGGAGUCCAAGCAGCCGUUCCUCACGCAGCAGACUGCGUACCAGCAGUCGCAGAACGGCCAGGUUCCCCAGCAGCAGCAGCAACAGCAGCAAUUCUACCCGCCUCAGUCCUACACGCCUCAGCCGCAGGCUCCUCCUCAACAGUACCAGCAUCAACCACCUCAGCAGUACCAGGAGAUGCCGAGCCAGCAACCCCAGCAACAACAGUAUCAGCAGGCUCCUCCGGCCCAGAACUACACACAGCCGCCGCACGACUAUCAGCAACAUCCGCAGCAGUACCCUCCUCAGUCAUAUACCCCUUCGCCUGUUAACGGCACAGUUUCGCCGACGCAUUCCCCACCCCCUCAAGGGCAGACUUACACCUAUUCCCCGCAGGAGCUUCGGUAG